This is a messenger RNA of Zasmidium cellare ATCC 36951, 2304 nucleotides long. RefSeq lists its product as uncharacterized. The record is from RefSeq and is a predicted model, not a curated record. The coding region runs from base 1 to 2304 and encodes 767 amino acids. The transcript is spliced from 3 exons. Lineage: Eukaryota; Fungi; Ascomycota; Dothideomycetes; Mycosphaerellales; Mycosphaerellaceae.
AUGGCGAAUAUGAUCGGCCCCACGACUUGGAAUGACGAGAGCUCCAAAGCUAUCGAGCAAUACAUGGCCGAAACAAUACACCUAGUUGUCUGGGCCGUCAACAAUCGAUACCUUGGCUCAGACUCCGGCAACACGAAGACAAACAGCCAUACAGUCUGGGACCGCUUCACCGACGAUUUCAACGCAGAGCCCGAGUUUCUCUCGGCGGCAGUGGCGCGCGACCUUACGCAACCUCUUCCACUCAGUCUCGGCGAUGACGGAUUCAAAACCUAUGUGAUCGGACGAGACAGAGUACAAGAGAUGUUCCGACAUCUCGUCGAUGCGUAUCCGGACUAUCGGAUGAAGGCGAACGAUCUCUCCACGACGGUUCAUGAGAAGGCACGAUGGGCGAUCUCGUAUGUUUCCAUGGAGACGUUUGAUCUGCCGCCUGGAGUGAUCAGGCAUAGCUUGGGUGUUUUCGAGUGGAAAAAGAUUGGCGGGAAGUGGUUGAUGAGCAAGUACGAGGGUCACUGGGUCUACGCCGAAUGUCCGAUCGAUGAUGGAGUUGCUAUCCGACUUCUGGAAGUUCAUCAAGGCCCACGCGAUGCACGAGCAGCCACACCGAGGCCUCCAGUCCAGGCUGACCUGAAACUGUUCAGACUCACAGAAGCGCCGCCUUACAUUGCCCUUUCCUACUCCUGGGGUGAAUUACCCGCUGAUACUGGAGUCUAUGUCGGACCACUCGCCACGCUACUGGUUUCCAAACACCUUGAGAACGCAUUGAGGCAGCUGAGAGACCCGACCAGAAGCGUCCUAGUUUGGGUCGAUGCGCUCUGCAUCAAUCAGGCCGAUCUCGAAGAGCGGAACAAGCAAGUCAGCAUGAUGAAACAGAUCUUCUCAACGGCAGAAUCAGUCUACAUAUGGCUUGGCAUGGCGCCGGGAAAACCAGCGGCUCGGGAACUCGAAGAUGGACCAGACAGUGGUGAUCUCCGUUGGAUGGUGUCUUUGGACAGGGCAACGAGAGAGAAUGAGCAGUUCGUGGGGUUAUCGACCAUUGACCUGGACUACCUGCUAUCGUGGAAGGAACAUGCCUGGUGGAAACGCAAGUGGGUUCUUCAAGAGAUUGCUGUUGCCAGGUACCCACCCCUCGUGCUAUUCGACGACUAUGUUUUUGAUGGAUGGGCAUUUUUCCGCGCAUGGCCGAUGGAGCUUGUGUUCUCUCGACAAUGGGAUGUUCAGGCCGAUGACAUCGAUUUCCAUGUGGUUGGCACACAAAAGGUCUGGAAAGCUUUUAUGUCUGCCGAGCACUCGAUGAGAGUCCCAUGGAAGCUCAGGAGUUGGUGGGAGUACUAUCAAGUACCCUUGGAUGGUGGCCGUCCACUGGGAGAGCUCCUGAGACUUGCCGCUGCUUCGCUAGCAUCUCACGAUCUCGAUCAUGUCUUUGGAUUGAUUGGACUUGCAAUGCCUUUUCAUCGAGCCGCCAUACCGAUCGACUACAAGAGGACGCCGAAGGAGUUGUUCACGGAUAUGUCUCGACUGCUGUGGACCAAGGAAACGAACCCAACUCAGCAUGCCAUACUCAAAGACAGCGAGGACUCUUCCUUUGACGUUCUAGCUUUUCAAUGGGAGAGAUACGAAUCACCUUCAUGGGUCUGCGACUUCGCACGACCCACUACCGUUGACAGAAUAGAUUAUCAGAUGUGGCUCUAUCUUAAUGAUGGGCAAGCUGCAGAACGUUGCAGCGAUUUUCAGGAGGAGCCAGGAUCUCCUGUCACCACCAGAGCCGGUGGUCGAGCCGUCCCUACGGCUAUUGAGUACGCCCGAAAGCGUUGGAACUAUCACAAUGUUCAUGUGCCUCAUGAUCUUGCACCAGGCUCUACCCAUGACACCGAUCAUGGAAGUAUGACUCUCUCACUUGACGGCUUUUCCAUCGGUGUCAUACGGAACGUGAUCAACGCCGCAGACUGCGACCAGGUUUCCAACGCAUGGGAAGCCACCGCCGAGGUGCUCCACUGCGACGAGAAAACUCUGCGAGCUAUUAGGCUGGGAUUCUCAAGAUACGCGGAGAUUGAGAUGUCUCCUGCACAAUUCGCUUCUUUCAUUUUCUUUGCAACAACAAACGGCCACGUUGGGAUUUGUCACUCAAUGACAGUCAACGACGGCCGAGAAAACCACUUUGCCCCACAGCGGGGAGAUCGAGUAGUGUUGGUAUUGGGUGCAAACACGCCCUUCGUUAUUCGCUGCAUGAUAUCGAACGACUCUUGCGGCUGCCGCAACGGGAACGUCCACACCAUUACCGAGCUCGAACGAUUCAUCAUCUGCUAG